AAAAUAAACAACAAAUUUUCAAAUUACCAUCUGCUUAAUAUUACCAAAUACCUCGAACCAUAUAGGAAGAAUCAGAAGCGAGCAUUAAAAUACUCAGCCAGUAUAUACUAUCUCUGGAAUAAGACUGCAUGUUGGACAAAUAAUGUCAAAAACUGGCAAUCGGACAGUGGCAUUUUUUACACUUUCUGAUAAAAGUUUGGACACUACAAAGUUUUCAGAAAGCAUAACUAGCCAGAAUGUGUUAGAUUUCGGUAAUGUAGAUGCUAUGGUUGUGAGGACAUCAAAUGACGGUAAAUAUUGGAUUAUUGGUCUUGCAAAUGGCACAAUUGUUGUAUGGAUACUUUCAGUUGAUCUUAAGUUGGCUAACAUUUUUUAGCUAUUGUCCACUGAAGGGAGUGAUAAGCAAACAAAUAGUUUCUAUACCUUGAACGCUGAUGGUGAAACUCUACCAUGUUCGGACCUGCAACCUGUUCCGAACCUUAUCGGUCAAACUCAAGAUAACUGUAAUCUACUUUUGGCCGUAUAUGUUUCUGGUCAUGCACGUUUAUGGCAUUACACAGGAGCGAUGAAAUCAUCACGUCUUCUUGCAACAAUUUCCGAAGAAAGAAUCAGCAGUCCAUCUGAUGCUCCUUUGUCAGCCAACAUAGAAAAAAUACUAAAUCAGAUACUAUGUUGUUCAUGUUCAUAUGACGGUAAACGAUUUGUGACUGGUGGGUCUGAUUGUCAUUUGAGAAUUUAUGACAUGAAAUCUCGAAAACGCUUACGGAUAUGUAGUUCAAGUUUUACCAAAGAUAAAAUGGAUGGACAUGUAAUGCGUAUAUGUGCUGUGAAAUAUCACCCACGUGGUGCUGUUUAUGAAGAUUAUGUGCAUAUCUUUGUUACUGGUGGUUGGGAUGAUACAAUACACAUAUGGGAUGAUCGGUAUUUACAUUCUUUAUGGGCCUAUUAUGGUCCACAUAUCUGUGGAUCAGAUGGAUUAGAAAUUGAAUCAGAAUCCAAUCAUAUAUUAUCAAGUUCUUGGCGCCGUGAUAAAUCAAUUUUACAAGUUUGGAAAUUUAAUGAAGAAAUUAUGGUUGAAUUUUAUAAUGUAGCUGAACAAAGAGGUGAUGAAUUGUCGAUUCCAUCCGGAAAGGAAAUGAUUCAUAAUCAAACUGAAGAUUCACAAUACAGUAAUCCAGUAGCUGAGAUACCUCAAGAUGUUUAUGAUGGACCGAGUAAAGGUUAUGUAGCGAAAUGGCUUGGGUCGUACUACGUAGCCUUCGGUGGAUCAGAUGCAAAUAUGCUGAAACUUAUCAAUCGUUUCACAUUAAAUAAUGUUGGAUCUGUGACAAAUUUGAAAAGUGGUAUUUAUUCCUUGGCCUUUAAUGAACCAAAGACAAACGAAAGCAUUUACAAACGUACACUACAAAUUGCGUUCGCAUCUGGUACUCGUGUUUAUGUUGCUCAAUUUGAACAAAAAUAAAUUUACAAAGAUUUAUUUUUUUUGCUGGAACGGAAACUUUUUAUUGAAUUUUAUACGCACGAAAAUUUUUCUGUCUUUUUUUAUAUGAACUUUCACUUUGUAGAUUGAAACGAUAUUAUUUUAGCAUAGUCUGGUUAAAUAAAAUACUCUUAUAUUCCUUC
Messenger RNA from Schistosoma turkestanicum, 1623 nucleotides. NCBI's taxonomy places the organism in Eukaryota, Metazoa, Platyhelminthes, Trematoda, Strigeidida, Schistosomatidae. The record is from the annotation of a GenBank genome assembly.